AUGUUAUAUAUCAAAGACUUCUUGGUGAUCAUAUUAACUGCAGAAUUCUUAAUAGGAAUGUUGGGGAAUGGAUACAUUGGACUGGUCAACUGGAUUAGCUGGAUCAAGAAGAAAAAGAUUUCUUCAAUUGACUACAUCCUCACCAAUUUAGCUCUCUCCAGAAUUUGUUUGAUUGGUGCAAUGGUAUUAAAUGCCAUUUUUCUAAUAUUCUAUCCAGAUGUUUAUGAUCUUAAUGAAGUAAGGGUAGUCGUUUUUACCUUCUGGACACUUGCCAACUAUUUAAGUACUUGGCUUGCCACUUGCCUCAAUGUCUUCUAUUUUCUCAAGAUAGCCAGUUUUUCCCACCCACUCUUUCUCUGGCUGAAGUGGAGAAUCGACAGGAUGGUUCACUGGAUCCUUCUGGGGUGUUUUGUUAUUUCCUUAUUGGUCAGCUUUAUACUAGCAAAGGUUGUGAUUUGUGAUUAUGGGUACUUUAAAAUUUCAAAAAGUAAAGAAAGUAUCACUGAUAUAUUCCAUGCGAGUAAACUACAAUACUUUGAUCCAUUUACUCUCUUUGAUAUUUCUUUACUAAUCCCAUUUAUUGUGUCACUGAUCUCAUUUUUGCUUUUGAUAAUGUCUUUGUGGAGACAUACUAAGCAAAUGAAACUCAGCGCUACAGGAUUUAGAGACCCCAGCACAGAGGCACAUGUGAAAGCCAUGAAAACUGUGAUUUCGUCUCUCUUUCUUCGUAUUAUGUACUAUGUGGCUUCUUUUGUGGUAACCUUUAGCUAUCUUAUAAGAGAAAACAUUUUAGCUAUAAUUUUUGGAGAGAUUUUUGCAAUUCUCUAUCCCUUAGGCCAUUCACUUAUUUUAAUGAUUGGAAAUAACAAACUGAGGCAGACAUUUGUCAAGAUGCUCAAGCGUAGAAAAAUAACCUGCACAAUGUAA
Molecule: messenger RNA, 927 nt
Organism: Tupaia belangeri chinensis (Chinese tree shrew)
Lineage: Eukaryota; Metazoa; Chordata; Mammalia; Scandentia; Tupaiidae
Product: taste receptor type 2 member 8-like
Exons: 1
Coding region: 1-927 (308 amino acids)
Biological process (GO): sensory perception of taste; detection of chemical stimulus involved in sensory perception of bitter taste; G protein-coupled receptor signaling pathway
Cellular component (GO): membrane
Molecular function (GO): G protein-coupled receptor activity; bitter taste receptor activity
Source: RefSeq, a predicted model, not a curated record